Messenger RNA from Elgaria multicarinata webbii, 889 nucleotides. RefSeq names its product short transmembrane mitochondrial protein 1 (gene STMP1). Bases 1 to 384 code for a protein of 127 amino acids. The record is from RefSeq and is a predicted model, not a curated record. The transcript has 5 exons. Lineage: Eukaryota; Metazoa; Chordata; Lepidosauria; Squamata; Anguidae.
AUGGAGGUUCCAGAUGAAGGCAGACAGGCUCAUGACAUCAUCGGAUGCUUGCCGAGCUGGGAUGGAAGCUUGGGUGGUGUCGUGAAUGGAGAGGAAUGGCGGCAGUGGCGGGGCGAAUCGGAUGUGGUGGCAGAAAGAGAGAGGCAGAAAGUGGCAUCAUGUUUCAGUUUGUGCCAGCCAGAUGCCUCUGGAAACCUGCAAGCAGGACAUGAAAGUGUAGCAAUCUCCCAUUCUUCCAUCUUGUAUUCAAAGGUUGGUUUUGUGCUUGGCAAUGUAGUUGGAAUGUAUCUGGCCCAGAACUAUGAUGUUCCAAACCUUGCAAAGAAGCUUGAAGACAUCAAGAGAGACGUGGAAGCUCGAAAGAAGCCUCCAAGUGACAAAUGAUGUUGACUUAGCCAUCUCCGUACUAAGAGUAGAUGAUGUAGUGUUGUCACUGGGUCACAGGUGCCAAACCCUAAUGUGGCUUUUGUGGAUCCUCUUCAGCUUCAAUCUCAGAGAAACUGGGCUGCAGUGUCGCCACAUCUAUGGAACCUUCUAGCGCUUUCAGGAUAUUUGACCAUUUUUCUAACCCCACAGAUAGCAAGAAAAAGAAACGAGAGAAAGAGAAAUUGGACUUUUGUUCUCCGUGUAUUUAAGUAUUAACGUGAUUUGGGUGUAGAGUAAUGAAAUUCAUUUUAUUAUUCCAGCCCAACAAACUAGAUUCUGACUCAUGAAAUAACUUAUGAAAUAAAUUAAAAUGUGUGUAUUGGGAACAGGCAUCCAAAGAUUUCUCUCCACCCCACCCCCCCCUCCCCACAAAUACAAUCAGGAGCACAGUUUUACAGUCCUUUGUACAACCUAUUUGUAAGGUACAAAAUCAUUGAUAAAAAUCCUCGUCCUUUUUCCUGAA